This is a messenger RNA of Blastomyces gilchristii SLH14081, 1530 nucleotides long. RefSeq lists its product as uncharacterized. NCBI's taxonomy places the organism in Eukaryota, Fungi, Ascomycota, Eurotiomycetes, Onygenales, Ajellomycetaceae. Gene Ontology annotation, cellular component: membrane. The transcript has 3 exons. Bases 511 to 888 code for a protein of 125 amino acids. The record is from RefSeq and is a predicted model, not a curated record.
UCCACUUUCGAGGGCCUCAGUUGCCCUUUUAGGAAAGUGUCCAAUGCUGCUCCUCAAUGUUUGUAUCUUUUUAUAUCGUUUGCCGGCAAAAUCUCCUUCCUGAUCAACCCCCCCCGAAAAUACCAUCUUAAGGCAUUCUUACAUUCAUCAAGACCUUGCUCCUUUCCAAUUGAACGCCUUCUAUGGGUGUGCAUCUACUUGUAUAACCUUCAUAGCUAUCCGGGGCUUCAUAUCUUCACCUAACAACAUCUUUCCCCCUCCCCUCCUUCUGCAUCCAUCCGAGCUUAUUUCAGCUCUCCAGGUUGGGUACCAAUCCCAAACUGCUUUUACAGGCAUUAGUAUUGCUCCUUCGGCCAUAUCCACUCCCAGUGCACGCUCUAUAAGACGCCUUUGCCGUUGACGUUUGCGGACUUCUGAGGAUUGAUGCUUUACUCAAUUCCUGUUUUGAUCAAACCGUCCAAUUAGUACAGCAAGAAACGCCGUCUAGAGGGGUGUAAAGCAAAUCAAGUCAUGGCAGCGGACGCUCUCGGUGCUAUUUUCCUAAUCAUUAUUACAAUCUUCAUUCCGCCGCUGGGUGUCUUCUUCAUUAGCGGAUGCUCCCCAGACCUCCUCAUUAAUAUUUGUCUCACACUACUUGGAUAUUUCCCGGGCCACAUCCACGCCUUCUACUGCGAGUACAUCUACUACGACCGGCGCGCAAGGGGCCAUCAAGGGCGGCUAGCCUGUGCCCGCGCCCCGGGCAUUUUCUCAGAGCGCAUUCAAAAUGGUGGCGACAUGACAACUGAAUACUAUUACCCUGCCCCGCCUGCUCAGACACCAGCAGCGCCAGCCACACCAUAUUCAGGCUCCCAAGUACCCCCAAGACAACAGUCGGGGUGGGCACGGUAAUUGAAUUUGACAGGAGUCUUGAACCCGUUUGCGGAUCAAUCUUCCAGUGGGGUCGUUUCAUGGACACACCUUUCAUAGACACCCCUGUAUCUGUGGAAAGGGGGUUGGUGCUUAAAACGAAUCAAGGUACUCAAAAGGGAGACAUGAUGGAAUUAACGAGGCCGAUGAAAAUGGGAUUUUUUAUUCUGGAGGAGAAACUAAUCAUGGUUAUGGGCGUUUGGAAUCACACUCAUCUCAUUCUGUUGGUUUCUUUCGAGCUAAGGAGAGGCAUUGUACACUAUUUUUUAUUUGGGGUUGUCGACAGAUACACCUGCUAUCUCUCCUUGAUCCAUACAUGCUUAUCGGGAGGUGGUUGGUAUACAGUAGUAGUACACUCUCAUUUUUGCCCUCACACAGCAAAUUAACAAUUCCCUAUGCACUUGCGGAUCCCUACAUUGUAUUAUUACUGUUGGCUAUGAAAUGAUAUACUUAAGCUUUAAACAUGGAAUCAUUGGCAAGGGAUUCAGUAGUUCACAAUAAUAUGACCUGCACCCCUGUUCGCAUUAUAUGAUGAGUAAGUAGCCUGUGAAGGGCACCUGUGCUGACAAAAGCAGCAAAUGGAUAAAUGGCAGUAUAGCUCGCUCCCGAAAAUGAUCAAGCAAG